AUGUUGAUACAGUCUGUACCAGUUUCCUUCCACCAACAACGUCGCUUUGAAGAAGACAAAUUGUUGCUUUUUGUCACAAGGAAAAUGGUGUCUUUAAAUACGAUAAAACUCGUUUUUUGGGUUUCUCUUUUUUCUAUUGUUUUUGGACACGGAAUCCAUUUACCACCUCAUCAAACUGAAUGCUUUUAUGAAAAUUUAAGAACAAAUGAUAAAAUGUCGGUUACGUAUCAAACCAACCUGGGUGGAGAUCAGCUUGUUUCCUUGAGUGUCUAUAAUCCUCUUAAUCAACUUAUGCAUCAAGAAGUUCCAAGUGCUAUGUCACAGUAUUCGUUUACUGUUGAAACCCCAGGGAAGUAUAAGUACUGCUUUAAAAAUGAUGCUUUGGAUAACGAGGCUAAAGAAGUUUUAUUUAACGUUCAUGGAGUUAUCUAUGUUUCUGAUGAAGAUUUAGAAGCAAACAAUCCUUUGAUCGGAAAAGUUCGCAACCUUCACGAUACUAUUUCUCGAGUCAAAUCUGAGCAAGAAUAUUUCCUUGCUCGUGAACGCGUUCACCGAGAUACAGCCGAAAGUACGAAUGACCGCGUUAAAUGGUGGAGUAUUCUUCAAACUGUUAUUUUAUUGUCCGUCUGUGGUUUUCAAAUUAUCUACCUGAAACGUCUCUUUGAAGUGAAGCGUGUUGUAUAA
Molecule: messenger RNA, 684 nt
Organism: Schizosaccharomyces osmophilus
Lineage: Eukaryota; Fungi; Ascomycota; Schizosaccharomycetes; Schizosaccharomycetales; Schizosaccharomycetaceae
Gene: emp24
Product: COPII-coated vesicle component Emp24
Exons: 4
Coding region: 1-684 (227 amino acids)
Biological process (GO): endoplasmic reticulum to Golgi vesicle-mediated transport; Golgi organization; intracellular protein transport
Cellular component (GO): COPII-coated ER to Golgi transport vesicle; endoplasmic reticulum; Golgi apparatus
Source: RefSeq, a predicted model, not a curated record